AUGGAGGAGAAUCAAGAGAAACAAACACUUCCAGUGGGAGAUUCGAAGGCAGAGACCUCCUCAGAGAUGAAGCAGCAAAACGAUUGUUCUGAGGAGAAAUUCGUGUGGCCAUGGGUUGGUCUUGUUGCAAACAUACCAACAGAGGUUGAGAAAACUGGUCGGAGAGUAGGCAAAAGCGGUGCAACGUUACGUGAUGAGCUAACACUGAAAGGGUUUAGUCCAACAAGAGUCCAACCAAUUUGGAAUUUCAAAGGACAUUCUGGUUUUGCUUUGGUUGAAUUCAGCAAAGAUUUCGAAGGUUUCGAAAACGCCAUGAGAUUCGAGAGGAGUUAUGAAUCAGACAGACAUGGGAAGAGAGAUUGGGAGAAAGGUGCUCACUUUAGAGAUGAGAAGCUUUAUGGAUGGGUUGCAAGAGAGGAGGAUUACAAUGGAAGUGGAAUUGUUGGCAAGAAUGUUAUGAAGAAGAGAGAUUUGAAAAGUGUGUCACAGAUUCAAGCAGAGGACGCGAGGAAAAUGAGUCACCUUGUCGAAAACAUGUCUCAAUCGAUUAAGAUGAAGAGGAAAUGCAAGCUAGAGCUUGAAAAGAAAGUUGGUCUGACUUCUAAGUUAUUGGAUGAUUAUGCAUUUCAUAACCUUCAUUUAAACAGAUACUACCAAGAAGAGAUUGAGAAGAUGGAGAGGAACGUGCAAGAGCUGUAUAACCAUAUUCUGCAAGGACAUGAGAAAUCUAUGUCGGAACUGGAAGCAAAGAAGGAGAAGCUGGAGGAGCGUGCGAGGCUGAUCGAGCAACAAGCAAACAUAAACGAAGCUGAGAUGGAAAAAUCCAGACUUGAAAGAAAAAUGAAUCAAAAGGCUAUGUGGGAGCAGAAUGAAGCAAAUGAAGACGCUAUGAAACUUGCAGAAAAGCACCAGAAAGAGAAGGAGAAGCUUCAUGAAAAGAUAAUGGAAAUGGAAGCGAAGCUAAAUGAAACGCAAGAGCUUGAGUUGGAGAUAGAGAAGCUGAAAGGUAACACCAAUGUAAUGAAGCACAUGGCCGGGACUGAUGGAGAUGCAGAGUUUCUUGAUAAGAUGGCUAAACCUCAGAUCGAGCUCGAGGCUAGAGAAACGGCUCUACAAGAGAAAAUGAUGACUCUGGCACAAAAAGAACGUGUGACCAACGACGAGUAUCAAGACGCUCGUAAACAGAUGAUCNAGUUUUGGAAUGGAAAUGAAGAUUUGAUGAGUGGAGAGAAGAUUAGAGUGAAGAGAAUGGGGCAAUUAAACCCUGAAGCGUUUUUGGCAGCAGUGAAGAAGAAACAUAGAGGUCCAAAAGCAAGAGCAGAGACUAAGGCAAUGGAGUUGUGUUCAUCGUGGGAAGUACACGUUGGAGAUGUGCAAUGGACUCCAUUUAAAGUCGACGAAUCUGAUGGAACACCAAAGAGAGUGGUGGAUAAAAACGACAAGAAGCUGCUUAAGCUGAAGAACGAAUUCGGUGAAGAAGUUUAUAGUGAAGUUGUAAGAGCAAAGCUAGAGAUAGAGGAUUACAAUGCAAGUGGUAGCUAUGUGAUUUUAGAGCUUUGGAACUAUGAGCAAAACCGAAAGGCGACAAUGGAGGAAGCAACGGAUGUAAUGUUGAAGAUAAGGAACAAUCUUGCUGGUACCAAGAACAAACGAAAGAGGAGGCUUUGA
Messenger RNA from Arabis nemorensis, 1668 nucleotides. The record is from the annotation of a GenBank genome assembly. Lineage: Eukaryota; Viridiplantae; Streptophyta; Magnoliopsida; Brassicales; Brassicaceae.